AUGAAGACAGGAACAUCAACUUUGAAUCCCUAUGCAGAAUCAUAUGUGCCUAUUUCGAGAAGAGGGGCACCUGAUGGAAAUAAAGAAGCUAGAUCUCCAAAAGAGUUCACGAGUGGAAGUGAGGCUGUUUGGUUGGCACCUGGUGUGACAGCUGUACGAAAUCAACAGCAGACUCCCCAAAUUGCUGAUCAGUAUAAACUGAAAGACUAUUCAGCUUAUGGCUCGCCAUCACAUAGUCCAGUAGGAGCUAUGGGUAAACAAGUUCUGGGUGAGGAAUCUUACAUGGAUUUGGCUUAUCUUCAGAUGACUUUUCCUGGCAUGUCAGAUGAAUCGCUUUCUGAGGUCUAUAUAGCAAACAAAUGUGACCUUGACGCGGCUAUUGAGAUGCUGAACCAGCUUGAGCACUACUCUGGUGAUUUUUCUGAAAAGCUUCCAGACACUCUUGACAUUGGUGAUGUGUCGGACUCUGGGUUCAUAGGCGAUAGUUCAUCUCAGAAGUUGAAGACGGUGACUGGUGAAACGGCUGCAGUUGCUUCAUCAUCUGGUUUACCAGACUCAGGUCCAAGCAGUUAAAGAUGGUUGUGCAGGAGUUUGUUAUGAACAGGUUUUCAGAAGUCUUCCUGUAGAUAUGGAAGUGUGGAUACUAAAGGAUUGUCUUUUUUGUUUGAAAAUCUCCAUAGAUACAUCUUUCCCUAUCAUUGUAUAGGUUGUCUCCUUAUACUUGUAUGUCUUUCAGCAGUGGAUUCAAGCUCUUCACUUGAUAAACUAGUGAUCCAAAUUUUUUCCUGACAGUCCAUUAUCUGCGAUACAGGAAAAGAAUGAUUUUCGUGCAAGAAGAUGUUUGUUUCUUGUGCAAAUGAUAUCUCUCUUGACAUACAAAGAUUUGUUCAAAAUGUUGAUUGCUUUGGA
This is a messenger RNA of Lycium ferocissimum, 909 nucleotides long. RefSeq names its product polyadenylate-binding protein-interacting protein 6-like. NCBI's taxonomy places the organism in Eukaryota, Viridiplantae, Streptophyta, Magnoliopsida, Solanales, Solanaceae. The record is from RefSeq and is a predicted model, not a curated record. The transcript has 2 exons. Bases 1 to 573 code for a protein of 190 amino acids. Gene Ontology annotation, molecular function: ubiquitin binding.